Messenger RNA from Magallana angulata, 2856 nucleotides. RefSeq lists its product as uncharacterized. The record is from RefSeq and is a predicted model, not a curated record. The transcript has 5 exons. The coding region runs from base 45 to 1352 and encodes 435 amino acids. NCBI's taxonomy places the organism in Eukaryota, Metazoa, Mollusca, Bivalvia, Ostreida, Ostreidae.
AAUUUUUAAAAUCGUCAAAGGUGUUUCGAAUAAUUUCCCGGGAAAUGAGAACAGUCAUGGGCGACACAAAAUCCUCAUCCUCGAGAGUCCUACCCAAAAGACAGCGCAUGGCACUAACACGGAAUGACGAGAAUCCAAUGUAUAGUACUUCAAGUUCAUGUUCAAGUUCAUCAGACGAAGACUUUCAGACUUCAAGGAGAAAAUGGACGUUAAAAAAGUUAGAAAUGUUUGGAUUAUGCUACGAUUUGCAGUCUUCUGAUGUUUCGUUGUUAAUGGGGGAAAGUAAUAAUUAUAAAUAUCCUCUUGAAGAAGACAGGAGAAAAGUCGUGGAGUCUUUAGCAGAUCAAGUUGACAGCCUGGAUAGGCCUGGCGUAACAUUCAGAGAGGGAGAGAAAUCCAGGACGUGGGUUACUUAUCGCCGUAUCUUGCAGAAAUGCGAUGAAACAUUGCAGUCAGUUGAUGUUCAUCUAAAUAACCCGCCAACGAAUUCAAAGCUACUUGUUCUUAGCCAAGCUGCACUACACAGAUUUUACAUAGGUCUCAGAGAGUUCCUUAUUGAAAGUGAUCAGAUUUUGGCAAAAGAAAAACCCAUCCCCAAGCACUUGUACUUGAAUUUAUGCAGUAAAUUCAUGGAGGUUUUCUUGUUAAAUGUCAGAUCAGGUUUAUUGGAGAGUUCAGGGAUGACAAUUAAGGGUGUGAAGAGUUCUAGUGAUCCAGAUCUGCGGGCGACAGUACCUGUUAGUUCGUUUGGCAGAAUCUCCAGUGUUCUGGUCAUUAAUGUAGAAGAGAUGAAGCCAGACUACAAGCACAGAGUCCCGGCGGGACCCUUCCAGAUCACGGAAGCAGUCCAACACAGAGUCCUGGAACAACAUGCCUCCCAGCUAUUGCUUGAUUUCAAGAUGUCCGUUUUUGCUGACAUUGGUGCCAUUUUUGGAAUCAUAUGCAUGAGAACAUCUCUGAUUUUCACAUGUUUGAAAAUGUCAUGGAAGCAUUAUGAACUCAUAAAAAUGCAUGGAGAAGAUGUUACAAAGAAAGGAAUGGCAUUUGAAGAAGAUAAUGAAGAAGUGGAAAAUGAAAGAAAAAGGCUGUGUACACGCAAAGAAGAAGAGGAAAGUGAAAGUAAGCGACUGUGUACACGCAAUGAGGAAAGUGAAAGUAAGGGGCAGUGUUCACGCAAAGAAAAAACUUCUAAAGAUUCAAAAACUAAGGAAAGAAAUGAAGCAAAGACAAAGCAAAGUGGAACCGUUUUCUAUACUAGACCAUAUGAUUACCUUGUAAAAGAGGACAGACAUCAGAUAACUGAGUUCUUGUUUAGGCUAGGGGUGCAUGUAGAAACUCUACAACAUAAUUAAGGUAUGGCUCCCUGUUCAGUUGACUUGUCAUGUGUAACAGUAAGUUAACUUUUGAACAUUUAAUAAGUGACUUAACUUUUGAACAUUUAAUAAGUGACUUAUUGGUGACUAGUCAAGAUCCUUUGUUCCAAUAUCACUUCUGAGCUGAGUGUAUGGAUAUAGAUACCGCCGGUACAUGGUUACCCCUUACCUAGAUUUUUAUACCCCCGCUCCGAAGGAGAGGGGGUAUACUGUUUUACCCUUGUGUGUCUGUCUGUCUGUCCGUCCGUCUGUCUGUCCGUCCGUAACAAAAAUUUCUGUCGCAUUUAUCUCAGCAACUGUUUAUCGCAGAUGCUUGAAAUUUUUACACAGCAUUUGUUAAGGCAUGCCAUAUCGUGGGAUAUAUUUUUGUACCAAUCGGACAUCAACUUCCUGUUAAAUGACGACUUUGCUUAUUUUUUAAACAAAAUUUUCAAACAAAUUUUCGUCAAAGAUUUCUCAGCAACUGUUUAUCGCAGAUGCUUGAAAUUUUUACACAGUAUUUGUAUAGGCAUGCCAUAUCGUGGGAUUUAUUUUUGUACCAAUCAGCCGUCAACUUCCUGUUAAAUGACGACUUUGUUUAUUUUUUGCCAAAAUUUUCAAACAAAUUUAUGUUAAAGAAUUCUCAGCAACUAUUUAUCGCAGAUGCUUAAAAUUUUAACACACUAUUUGUUUAGGCAUGCCAUAUUGUGGGAUAUAUUUUUGUACCAAUCGGGUAUCAACUUCCUGUUAAAUGACGACUUUGUUUAUUUUUUGCCAAAAUUUUCAAACAAAUUUUCGUCAAAGAUUUCUCAGCAGCUAUUUAUCGCAGAUGCUUGAAAUUUUUACACAGUGUUUGUUAAGGCAUGCUUUAUUGUGGGAUAUAUUUUUGUACCAAUCGGACGUCAUCUUCCUGUUAAAUGAGUACUUUGUUUAUUUUAGCCAAAAUUUUCAAACAAAUUUUCGUCAAAGAUUUCUCAGCAGCUAUUUAUCGCAGAUGCUUGAAAUUUUAACACACUUUUUGUUUAGGCAUGCCAUAUUGUGGGAUAUAUUUCUGUACCAAUCGGAUGCCAGCUUUCUGUUAAAUGUCGACUUUGCUUAUUUUGCAUAUUCACAUCAGAGCGGGGGUAUCACUAGUGAGCAUUGGCUCACAGAUAUCUUGUUAAUUAUAAAUUAAAGCACAGCAUCUGGCUAGAACUGGAAUAAUGCAAUCAAGUUUUGCUUUUGGGAUUAUUUCACAAGAGACAUUGAAAUAUUUUUUUGUAAUGCAUACAAUAUAAGGAAUCUUAUGGACCAGAUUUUGAGAAUCACUGCAUGUUUUAUAACAGAACAGUAGUUCUCUGAUGUAGUGAGAGUUAUGCAUCUUACCAGAUGGACUAUCAGCCUUAAAAUAAUAUGUUGUUAGAUUGGUAAUUUUUCAUAUUAAAUGCCUUUGGUUUUUCAUUGUUUGUUUUUUAGUUAAUGCACCUUCAACUUUUUAGGAAAUAAAAUAAUGAAUUGAACUUUG